Gossypium arboreum is the source of this 2001-nucleotide messenger RNA. Its product is annotated as probable glutamate dehydrogenase 3. The record is from RefSeq and is a predicted model, not a curated record. Gene Ontology annotation, molecular function: L-glutamate dehydrogenase (NAD+) activity. Bases 161 to 1396 code for a protein of 411 amino acids. Gene Ontology annotation, cellular component: mitochondrion. Gene Ontology annotation, biological process: L-glutamate catabolic process. Lineage: Eukaryota; Viridiplantae; Streptophyta; Magnoliopsida; Malvales; Malvaceae. The transcript has 9 exons.
GUUCACAUUUUGUCCUUUAGACAAUGGAAAUGAUAUAAAUAGACUCUGCUAUUCUUCAUCUUGAAGCUCAAUAAACAAGAAAUCUCUAAAAUCUUCUGAUUUUUCUGAGUCUUUUUCUUAUCUUCUGUUUGGCUCCUGAGAAAGUGUUUUAAGAAGAACAAUGAAUGCAUUAGUGGCAACCAACAGAAACUUCAAGCUAGCAGCCAGGCUUCUUGGUUUGGAUUCUAAGCUUGAAAAGAGUCUCCUCAUUCCCUUCAGGGAAAUCAAGGUUGAAUGCACCAUACCCAAAGAUGAUGGCACAUUGGCAACUUUUGUUGGCUUUAGGAUUCAACAUGACAAUGCUAGAGGUCCUAUGAAAGGAGGAAUCAGAUAUCACCCUGAGGUUGACCCUGAUGAAGUGAAUGCAUUGGCGCAACUAAUGACAUGGAAGACAGCAGUUGCAAACAUCCCAUAUGGUGGGGCUAAAGGUGGUAUAGGAUGUAACCCUGGAGAGUUGAGCAAAUCCGAACUAGAACGCCUCACUCGAGUUUUCACCCAGAAAAUACAUGAUCUUAUUGGAAUUCAUACCGAUGUUCCAGCACCUGAUAUGGGUACUGGUCCGCAGACAAUGGCAUGGAUACUAGAUGAGUACUCAAAAUUCCAUGGUCAUUCACCUGCUGUGGUGACUGGAAAACCGAUUGAUCUUGGAGGAUCACUUGGGAGAGAUGCGGCCACUGGCCGAGGGGUGCUGUUUGCAACUGAGGCCCUUCUUAAUGAACAUGGCAAGUCCAUCUCUGGACAAAAAUUUGUAAUUCAGGGUUUUGGGAAUGUUGGUUCUUGGGCUGCACAGCUCAUCCAUGAAAAGGGAGGGAAGGUUGUUGCAUUAAGUGAUAUAACAGGGGCCAUCAAGAACAGCAAUGGCAUUGAUAUUCCCUCAUUGCUCAAACAUGUGAAAGAAAACAAGGGUAUCAAAGGGUUCCAUGGUGGGGAUUCCAUAGACCCGAAAUCAGUUCUUGUCGAAGACUGUGACAUACUCAUCCCGGCAGCACUCGGAGGCGUCAUCAACAGGGAAAAUGCAAAUGAGAUUAAAGCAAAGUUCAUUAUUGAAGCAGCUAACCAUCCAACUGACCCAGAGGCUGAUGAGAUUUUGUCAAAGAAAGGAGUCAUUAUACUUCCAGACAUUUAUGCAAACUCUGGAGGAGUCACUGUUAGUUACUUUGAGUGGGUUCAGAACAUUCAAGGUUUCAUGUGGGAUGAAGAGAAGGUGAACAGUGAGCUAAAGACUUACAUGACCAAAGGGUUUAAAAAUGUUAAGGAGAUGUGCCAAACACACAACUGCGACCUCCGAAUGGGAGCCUUUACCCUCGGAGUUAACCGCGUUGCUCGGGCUACCGUUCUUAGAGGUUGGGAAGCAUAAGAAUGCUUACUGCUAAUGCUGGUUUUGAAAUAAACAUGGAGGAUACUAUGAACCCCCCUGAUUCUUGCCCACUAUUGUGGUAAAACCUCAUUCAUAUUGAGGAGCUUCAAAUGAAGAUUUGUCAUUUGUAUUUGUUGCUUUAUUGUUGAAUUCUAUUUUAGUAGCAAUUUCGAAGGCAACAAAAAAAACUAACACGGAAGGAAUACGAAUAUAUGAAGAUCACGAAACAAUCUAGCAUGAACCCUAUUCAAUAUGGAUAGCAACCAAAUUCAGAUAUUGCACAUUGUGUAAACCAAAAAAAUUCGAAAUAAAUACAUCUCCAAUGAACACAACAGUCACAAAUAAAGCUUGGCAUCAAAUUCUCAAAGUUGUAUCCCUUUGACAUCCGAAAAGGAUAGCGGAUAAGGGCAUUGAUAAUGUUACAAAAUGUUAUUGCUCUAAAACCUACCUCUACCUCUAAAUCCACCGCCACGACCACCACCCCUAGGACCACCUCUGCCACCUCUUGGAGCACCCCUUCCACGAAAUCCACCACCUCCACGACCGCCUCCUCUACCACCACCUCUGCCUCCUCCACGACCACCUCUUCCACCACCUUGUGCCUG